CAAGAAAAAGAGAUCUAAAUUAUGGUAUUUAAUUCGAAAAAGACAAAGACAAAAUAACCAAAUAAAAUAUGCUAGAAAAUCAUUGCAUUAGAAGAGACCUCUCCCAAAUGUUUAUAUAUAUAGAGGUUCCUCUAAUGACUUUGAAUUAUUAUAUCAAAAUAAGAAAGAGCUCGACUUGUUCUUCAGAAGAUUCGAUAAUAUCAAACUUCUUGAAAACUUCCAAGAAUGAAUCAUUCAACGUCGCUGGAUGAGGUAGAAGGGACCAAAACAAUCCCUUUUGGCCGGAGGUAUCAAAGAGGAGGGCAAAGAGUUUUCGCUCCAAAACUUUUGGAAGCUCUUCGUCGUUCAAGAAGAAGUUCAGAAGCUCCGGCGAGCCAUAUUAGUCGGAGAUGGAGAGCCCCGGCAGCUCAGAAGGCUUAUUCAUUAAAACUCUACGAUGCUCUCCAGCGUUCGCGGCGAAGCACAACGGUCCGGGACACUGCUGACAAAAUGCUCGCGGCUACGGCUCGUGGUACGACUCGGUGGAGCAGAGCCAUAUUGGUGAGCCGGUACAGGAUGAGUCUGCGCCGACACAAGCAUACAAAGCCGGCUCCGGCGGCUAGGGGAGGUGUAGGGAGGAGGAGGAAGUUGUCGGUGGUGGGAUAUCGGGUCCGGGCGUUGGGUGGGUUGGUGCCGGGUUGCGAGAGAGCGGCUUUACCGGAGCUUUUGGACGAGACGGCGGAUUACAUAGCGGCGUUGGAAAUGCAAGUCCGAGCCAUGACGACUCUAACGAAGAUUCUGUCUGAGUUUCAGCCGUCCGUUAAAAUCGGCUCAGGAUUGUAGCCGAUUGCAUGAGCCUUUGGUGUUUAUUAUUUGUUUUGAUUAUUCUUUUACGAAUUUAUAAUGUCUAAAUGUUGUACUUAAUCAAGUGUUUGCAAUGGGGAAAUUGUCAAAAAUCAUCACGAGUUGGACGAAAAUAUUGUGUAUUUUUGUUAUUGUUCGAA
Molecule: messenger RNA, 983 nt
Organism: Raphanus sativus (radish)
Lineage: Eukaryota; Viridiplantae; Streptophyta; Magnoliopsida; Brassicales; Brassicaceae
Product: transcription factor bHLH150
Exons: 1
Coding region: 226-822 (198 amino acids)
Biological process (GO): regulation of DNA-templated transcription
Source: RefSeq, a predicted model, not a curated record